This is a messenger RNA of Colletotrichum phormii, 829 nucleotides long. RefSeq lists its product as uncharacterized. The coding region runs from base 36 to 656 and encodes 206 amino acids. NCBI's taxonomy places the organism in Eukaryota, Fungi, Ascomycota, Sordariomycetes, Glomerellales, Glomerellaceae. The record is from RefSeq and is a predicted model, not a curated record. The transcript has a single exon.
AGACGAUGUAGGCUCAACUGCAAUUCACCGCCACGAUGAUGGCAACAUCAAGAACUUCUUUAACACAAUCGCUUUGUGUUUCAAGGCCUACUCUCUCCACAAAUCGACUUAUACAGCAACCGAAAAAGGACCUUCCUAGCCUUGCUCACCUCAUCAGAAUAAAUUCGACUGACUCACAGAUAUGCCCUCACCACCACGCCACUUCCAAGAUGUGUACAAUCCACAUCAUCAAAUGCCACGAUUGCAACACCAUUCAGUCAACAUGGUGCCAAUACUGCGCCUCUACUCCACCAAACCGCCUCUGCCAUCGGGGGCAAACGAGUCGCAUCACAACGUACCUCCUUCGAGGCCACUACGAUCUAUGUUUGACGAAGAUGGGGACAUACAAUUCCCUCCGCCCCGUCGAGACCACGUCAACGGCGGUCCACAGGGCUAUCAACAGGAAGAGUAUGUCCGGACCUUCUAGUAUGUUUCGCGUCGAGAGAUGCGUCAACAGUUUAAGCAUGAGAUUGAAACGGUUGACAUCUGACGCCAGAAGAUUCUACUCGGGUCUAGAACACGGUCUAUCGAACAGGGCCAAGACUCGAUGGCAGGUUAUGAAGCGGAAGAUGAGCAGAGAUCUAGAGCUUAUCUCACAGAAUCAAACACGUGGCUAGUGACUCUACACUAUUUCAUCGCCACUUACGUUUCUGAAGUGGCCUCGGGAUCCCUGCGAUGUGGCUCCGUGAUGUUGGUACCUAAUAUCAUUACCUUUCAGCCCCGGCCCUCGGCUCAGACUCUGUGGGCUGAGGCUGGGAUCACCACUCACCGUCAUAUUGCAGUGAAAUGU